AUGGGGCCAUCAGGAGUCCCGCCUCCGUCGAUCCCUAUGACGUCGACUACUACUCUGAAUGGCGUACAACAACCGAGGAAACGAGCUCGACCCUCUCAGCGCGCAGUGACCAUGUUGGACGAGAACGGGCAGCCUGUGAAUGCUACAGCUCUUCUCGCUGAUAUAAAGAAAGAGAAGGCGGAGAAAGCAGCACUGGAGGAGAAGAACGCAGGACUGCGGAAGCGAGUGCAACGCAUGCUGAUAGAGAAUGAUGAAGUGCGCGUAAAGGCAAAAAACGAGGUGGUAGCGGCACAGGAGAAGGCACAGCGCGAAAUUGCCGAAGCUCAAAAUCAACUGGCAGUUGCACGAGCUAAGUUGCGCCUUCAGGAACGUGGGCCGGAUGCACAGGUGGAGAGUCUAAAGAAAGGUGAGGCGGAUCGGACGGCGCUACUUACUACGCGUUACCGCGGGGAAUGUCGAAUCGCUGCCGCUGACGCGCAACGCGUGCUGGAUUCGGUGGUUGGAAUGUUCCGAACGAAGCUUCGACAAGUUGGUCGGAUGAGUCGCGACAGUGCAGACAAAUCGCAGCUGGAAGUGGCGAGUGACGGAGUGCGGCGUCUCGCCUUCAUGAAGCUUUUCGGAUUGGCACACGACUUCGCAUUCUACAUGUCAGCGGCAUUUCACUCGCAAGAGCCCGUGCGGCACACGAUCGAGCAAGAGCAAUUCACUGAGUUGUUUGGCAAUUCUCUCUGUCAUGAAGAGCGCGCGGGCUUGUUCUACGUAGCCACAGCUCCCAUGCUCGUCGUGUUCGAUCCUAAUGCAGACAACGUAGUGUUAAAGUGCGAGUGGGCCGAGCAAAACGCGCUACGUGAUCUUGCACGUACUAUUCGCUUCUGA
This is a messenger RNA of Phytophthora infestans T30-4, 876 nucleotides long. RefSeq lists its product as uncharacterized. Bases 1 to 876 code for a protein of 291 amino acids. NCBI's taxonomy places the organism in Eukaryota, Oomycota, Peronosporomycetes, Peronosporales, Peronosporaceae. The record is from RefSeq and is a predicted model, not a curated record. The transcript has 5 exons.